UGUCAAAUCCCAUCCCGGGACCGUUUCACUAAGAUUGAUUAUUCAACUUUUUUUUUCUUCAGCAUCAGACCAAGUCUCCCGAAGGUCAGAAGAAUACGAUAAAACUAUUUUUUAUCCCCUAAAAGAGGAAUAUUGCAUUAUUUUAAUUGCUAAAUUUCUAUCAGCUUCCAUACAGCUCAAUCAAAUACCCUGCAUUAAACCUUUUUAAUGUUUGAACGCGAGAGCGAACCGAACUGAUAAAACAUCCCGCGAGAGAAAGUGAUGAAACCGAACCGUUCCAGCUGCACGAACGCCGCUGGUAUGUGACAGUGAGAUAAACUGAAGCAGAUGAAAGUGAAAUCUCGCUCACGCAUUCGAACGCGCUUCUUUGGAUUCUGCAUCCCGCAACCACCACCACCACCACAAUCCGCACGUACACGCUUUUGUUUAUGUUUGGCUGUGUUUAAUCGUACCCGGCGCGUACAACGAUCCGGCCGGAUGACAUUUCACACAGGGGGGCGGGCGAUACAAUUGGAAGCAGAUUUGGCUUAACGAUCUGCGUGAAUAAUCUCUUCAUGCGUGUGUGUGUAAAAUAUGACCCAUUUAACGCAUCUGCUGAGAUCGACGGCCGCUUCGCGGCCAUUUGUAUCCGAUCGGCUUUAGUAUUCAGCCGCCACACGCCAGAUCGGCAGUCUUUAUAUGUUUGUUUUGACAAUCGUUGCGGGUGCUGGGACGCUGCGUUAGAUUAAUUAAGAAAAAGCAGUGAAAUGUUUGCGUUUUCUUCCCCUUUUUUGGUGCAUCUUGGAGUGUUUCCAGUGUGAAAAAGUGUGUUUAUUUGCUGUUCUUUUAGGGGACAAAGAAAGAUGUAUAAUAACUGGUGCGCGAUUGUUUACCCAUUGUCAUUUGUGUGCAGUGCAAGUUGUGCAGAUAAUGAAAUGAACUAACGUUAUGAGCCGAAACGGGAUGGAAACAAAGACUUGCGUGUAUACGGCAGUACGCGAAGCUGACGCUAUACAAUUUUCGGCACAUUUCGGCUUGACGCUUUCCUUCACAAGAAUGGUGCAUUGUUUAAACCAAAUUAUGAAGCUGAAGCUGCUUUGUCAGCGUUUAGUGUCGCAUAAAAAAUGUUUAAUGCCCAACCGUAACGCCAUCGCCAGCGCUGAAGGAAUGGGCGGGAGGAAAAACACACACCAAAAAGAGAACAAAACACGGGUUCGGUAUUCGGAGAGGGUUUGGGGCGCUACGUUUGCAUUUCGAACGAGAACAGCUCAACAUCGCCGAUCAACCACUGGGUGCAAUCAAUCGAUACCACAGUCAACAAACGCUAGAAGAUUCCAGCAUGAGUGUACGGGACGGCAUUACUAAUAGAAACAGCUGCAGCAGUAAGAUGUUGACCGAAUUUCACCCUCCGGAGGCAAACCCGCGGAGACAGUAGGGGCAAUACACGUGCAGUGUGGGAAGACGUGACGGAAAGGGGUUUCGGGAAGGAUGAGCUGCGAAAGGGAAGGGUGUGAUGAACCGGAACCGGGUAGCUCAAGGGCAGGCAAUCCACCGUGCAAAGAACCGGACGCGGAAAUGGAACUCGAAACGGAACCGGAUGGGUUAGCGAUCGGAGGCGGCAAUCAACGCACGGACGGUCCGAUAGAAUCCGAUGAAGAGGAUGACGAUGAGGAUGAGGAAGAAGAUGACGAGGAGGAAGAGGAGGAGGAGGAACCGCCGGAAUUGCGGUGUGCCGCACAACAAGACUGUCCUCCAACGCCGUAUGAAGAGUGUUUGGAUUUGAAAAUGUUCGAACUACGCACCGAACCGUGUGAGAUGCGAAUGGAAGAAUCGAACCAAGAACCGUCCGGCGGUGAGGAAGUGCAAGAACCAACUCCUGUGAUUAGUUCUUCAGAUUCGGGACAACCGGUUAUACCUGCAGAUGUAGAACCUGAUGCCGCACCAUCGACAUCUGGUGUGCGACGGAAAAGUGAACAAGUCACCAGUGAACCGGAUCCAAACAACGCCGGAACCGUACCAGCAAAGGAGGAACCCGAAUCGAACCCCAAUGGAACGAAGAAGAAAGUACGGCCGAAUCGGCUCUCGCCCGAUGGGGUUGGAUGUUCGCGCAAGAAACAAUUCUGGGUGGAGGGUAGCUCGGGCCAUCGUCCACUAGAACGUUCGUGGCCACCGAAAGGUGGCAAAACGCACCGUACUUCAUCCAGCCAAUCAUACCCGGUGCCGAGUGAGGGAUUUUCCUUCGACAUUAUCGAUAUGGAUGAGCAGGAGCAGCAAGGUUUGGAGACGGAGGGUGCCGUGGGAGGAAUGGUCGGUGCGGUGCCGGAUGCGGAAGGUAAUCCGGUGGGUGAUGCGUCCACACCGUUGCGUAGAAUGCGCCUGGAUCGGAAUGGGAACGAUACGCCGGAUUCAAUCCGCACGAACAGUGGAAAGAUUCCGCUACGGAAGGUGGUCCGGAACGUUGGUGAGGAAGGCAGCCUGGUGGAUGGUGAGCGUGAAGCUGUGCUGGUAGCAACGGUACGUCCACAUCGGCCACUCGCCCGAACACCAUCGAAUGGACGGGAGCCGAGAAGUCGGGAGUAUGGGCCGGUACGGCCGCUGCCGGCCGAUUACACGACGGACGUUGCUGCACCGUCGGUACAUACGGCACGUAGUCCGGCGAGUGGUCCAAGCAGUCCGGGUGAACCAUCGGCCGAACCGGCAAGACCUCAACCGAGGCCACUUACGCGCGUUGGUGGUAGAACGGUUCCGGAUCUAGUUUGUCCACCGACACCGACCCAUCACGCACGGCGGAAUAGAAUGGCCGGAGCGGGCACAUCCGCUAGUGCUGCGCCUGUAACAUCAACGACGGCUCCUGCAGAGCAUGGUCAAUUUGGACCACCAGAACUUCGCUUCAACCGGCAGCAAAUAGCCGAACCGCAGGCAGGAAGCGGCUCGGAAGAAAAUCCCGGUCCUAUUGCGGGAAAUGAAACGGUCGGAAUGGAAGGUGCGGUACGGCACGUACCUAGCAUGCGAUUGCCUUCGAUUCCGGAACGGACCCGCGCUAUACUGGCGGAACCGGAUGAACCAUUGCCACCGGCCUGGGAGGCACGGAUGGAUAGCCAUGGGCGGAUUUUUUACAUUGAUCAUGCAACCCGCACCACCUCCUGGCAGCGUCCCGGGCCACUCGGUACAUCCACCGUGCUAGCGCACGGUCCGGAUCCACACCGGCAGCAGCUAGACCGACGCUAUCAAUCGAUCCGCCGCACAAUCUACGAACAUAUGCGCCAGGAAAAUGGACCCUCAACAUCGGGAAACACCGCUACCCGGUCCCGGUCAAGCUCAACCGGUGGCAGUAGCCGUCCAGCAACAAGCACGCCUGCGACUGGUCCAUUCCAUCCCGCCCUGCUCAUGAUAUGUCGGUCCGACUUUUACUCGAUGCUGCACACGAACGGUGAAGCGAUACAGCUGUACAAUCGGAAUGCUGCCCUAAAGCACAUGGUGUCGCGUGUGAGAAGGGAUCCGGGUUGUUUCGGCCGGUAUCAACACAAUCGCGAUUUGGUUGCGCUGGUUAACUGUUUCGCACUGUCCACGCAAGAGCUACCGACCGGUUGGGAAACGAAACUCGAUCAAAGUGGAAAACAAUUUUUCAUCGAUCACGGGAAUCGGCGUACCUCGUUUAUGGAUCCCAGGUUACCGACCGAGGGCCCAAGGGCACGUCAUCACCGACCAGCGGCUGGAGGAACUGGUGGGAUGUUACUACCCAAUGGUCCCUACCCGGACGAGCGGCCGAUACCACCACCCCGGCCACCGGGCACCAUCACCCGUAUGUCACACGUCGGUUCACCCGAAAUUCCCGUCGCUUACAAUGAUAAGGUGGUUGCAUUCCUCCGUCAGCCCAACAUACUGGAGAUACUGCGCGUACGGCACGGUGCCGCUGCCUGUUCGCGCAAUUUACGGGAAAAAAUCAACGCAAUCCGAGUCGAAGGUACGACCGCCCUUGAUCGAUACAGUCACGAUUUGGAGCUGACAAUACUUCUUAGCCUGUUCGAGGACGAGGUGAUGAACUAUGUUCCGCCGCGUGCACGCACCCCACCGGAACAGAGCACAUCGGGUGGCUUUAAUCUGCACGCCGCCGGUGGCAAUGCGAUGAAGCCGGGCGGACGGCAUGUACAGCGCGCCCCGAUGCGACGCGAUUUCGAGGCCAAGCUGCGCACCUUCUACCGGAAGCUCGAGUCAAAAGGCUACGGUCAGGGACCGCACAAGCUGAGACUGGAGGUACGCCGGGCCCAUCUCGUGGAGGAUGCCUUCGAGCGCAUCAUGUCGGCGGGCCGGCGGGAUCUGCAGCGCUGCCGGCUUAACAUCGUCUGGGACACGGAGGACGGCCUUGACUACGGUGGACCAUCGCGCGAGUUCUUCUAUCUGCUGUCGCGCCAACUGUUCAGCCCGUACCGGAACAUGUUCGAGUAUUCGGCCAACGAUAUCUACACCGUGCAGAUCGCACCGGAACGUCCCACCGAUCGGGAUGACAUACUUGAAUGGUAUCGUUUUGCUGGUCGCGUGCUAGGACUUGCGCUAGUGCAUCAGUAUCUGCUGGAUGCGUUCUUUACACGCCCAUUCUACAAGGCACUGUUGCGCCUGCCCGUCUCGUUGAGUGAUCUGGAAUCGUUGGACAACUCGUUCCACCAGUCGCUGCUGUGGAUACGCGAUAACAACAUGGACAACUGUGGUGAGCUCGGGCUAAACUUUACCGUCACCGAGGAACGUUCCGACGGUACGUCGAUCGACAUCGAGCUGAAACCGAACGGGCGCAACAUAACCGUGUCGGAGCGGAACAAGCGCGACUACCUCGAUCGCAUCAUCAAGUGGCGGCUGGAGCGGGGCGUACUCGAGCAAACGGAAUGGUUGGUCCGUGGGUUUAACGAGGUGGUCGACCAUCGGCUCGUGUCGGUGUUUGAUGCGAGCGAGCUCGAGCUCGUCAUUUCUGGCACGGUCGAGAUCGAUGUGCACGAUUGGCGCGGCAACACGGAGUACCGCGGUGGCUACCACGAUACGCACCAUGUCAUCAUGUGGUUCUGGGUGGUGAUCGAUCGCAUGAGCAACGAGCAGCGGCUACGUCUGCUGCAGUUCGUCACCGGCACGUCCAGCAUCCCGCACGAUGGGUUUGUUGGUUUGCGCGGUUCGAACGGUUUGCGCCGGUUCUGCAUCGAGAAGUGGGGCAGUGCGGAUGCACUGCCCCGUUCGCACACGUGCUUUAACCGGCUGGAACUGCCACCGUACCCGACACCGGACGUACUGUACGAGAAGCUUAUACUGGCCGUCGAGGAAACGAACACAUUCGGCAUCGAAUAAGAGCGCGGUAGAGCCGUUUUUAGGCACUCUUGUUGUUUUGUUUUGUUUUGUUUCGAUGCGAGAUAUUUAUGCAUAUUUAUUUCAAAAGGUCUACACACAACUUGUUUUUGUUUGUAGCUCAUUUGACAUUUGUUGAACUAAUGAUUUUGGUUUUUAUUACAAAACAUAAGAACGUUACUUUUGGAGGCCGUUGGUUACUUAUUUCUUUUUUGUUUUGUUUUCAGUGUAGACCACACUACUCGCGCGGGUAUUUAUCAGUAUAAUUAAACACUGUAUUUUUAAUAUGCGUAUCAAACAGUGUUCUGAUUUAUUGGAAAGCAGCAAAAGACAUAGAGCAAAAAAAAAGAAGCGAUUGAUCAGAAAUUGUUUAAAACCGUAUCAGGAAUUGAAGUAAUGUUCAGUAGCCACCCACAGAGUAGUUCUUUACAAAUGUGCCAUCGGGUGCUUUUAGAUUAAGGGGAAAGUAAAGAACAUCGCGCGUGGGAUUCGCACGCGAAUCCCGGACACGGUUUUUUUUUGCAAAUGCAUUUACGGAAGCGCGCUUCAAGCGUUGCAUCACUAAUGAUGUUACUGCUUCCGCUUUAUAAUCCGAGUGACCAACCAGCCGGCAGGCAUCGUUAGACAGAUGUAGGGUUCGAUCACUUUUUCUCUAGUUUCUUAUCCCCACCAUAAUUGUCUGUACGCUAUGCUACCGGGCAGCAGAUAAUGUUGUCACUGUAAGCUAGUUGUUUUGCCUGCCCGGCGGUAUCCUUUCAUGUGCUUGUGGGGUUCUUGUUUUAUUGUUUCCCUCCCCCCCGCAAAACAGCUCAGCCCUAUUAAGCCCUAUCUCGGCUUAACAUCUUGUCACGUCUUGUUUUAUUUAAAAAAACCACUCUUGCCGUAAAUGCGUUAAGCGAUAUGUAAAUGUGUACGCAAACGGAUGCAUUUUAAAUUAAUUGAUCGCCGAGCUAAUCGAACACCGAGCUCGAUAAUUGAUAGUUGCGUGUAGAAGAGAGAAAAAAGAAACAAAAACUGGUGCGGCAUGUAUUUAGUUUCUAAUUUAAAGCGAUUAGCCGUGCGUGAAUUUUGUUCACACGAAUGAAUGAAAGGGUUUUUAAUUCUUUUUCUUAUACAAACACACACAUAUAUACAUCCCUGCUUUCUUUCGCAGUACGUGUGGGCGCCAUAUUUAAAUAAUGAAACUUUACAGCCCCCCAAAACGGCGUAGGGUAAAUUAGGGUUUAGCAUUGUGGCAUAGACUGUGGAAGGAGGGCGGUAGAUUAAAUGAAAACUAAUGUUAAAUUUUACACCAUCACAGCACACACCCACACACACACUCAAAGAUUGGCUGCGCUUAAUCCAAAGGAAUGCAUAGUGAAUGCAAUAAAAUUACUGCAAACAGCACAACAACCCAUACCAGUCAGCCAGGCACGAAACGGGGUGCAGCUUUUAAAGUUUGCCAAUAGUUUUUUAAGACGAAGGGAAAACGCGUGUUUUCCAUACUCCAAAAAUAUGUUUUUUUUGCUACACACGUGUGUUAGUAAAUCGUAUUUGUAAUACAGUAGGGGAAAACGUUAAACACCAGCUUGUGUAUUGGUACAGUACACCCACAUUAAAGGGGUAAGAAAACGAACAAAUGAAAACUGUAGUCUUAAGAAGCUUGAAAAUCAAAAAUCUCUUAAAUUUUGCACUAAGCGCUCUAAGAAGGACGUACGGAAGCAGCAUUGUCGCCUUAGUACGGUGGAAGGUGGUUUGUAAUCUCUCGCUCUCGCACGUAGAUAGGAUCAAUACCCGUUUCUUCACUAUAGUGGUGUAAGAGGGCCAACAGAAGCCAUGACUUCAUCAAAAGCUGCUAGAAAAAAAAGCGUUAUAGCAAAAAGGAGAUCGUUUAAAUGGUAAAAAGUACGGGAAAACGUGCGUAAUUUACCAAAGUAGAACACGAACAGAACAAAAAAAAACACUAAAUCGUAAGUCGCGUUUCAUGCUCUCUUUACCAAAGCAUCCGUAUAGUGUCCUGCAGAGGGGAACCGGAACCGGUGACACACCGACAGAGGAAAGGAAACAUUUUAAAACUAUCUUUAUGAACGCACACCCUCAUGUCGGUAUCAGUUUAGAAUAUUUGAUAGAAAAAGACAGCAACAGCAAAAAAAAACAGUAAUACAAAAUCACAUUUGCAGCUUCAUCAAAAUCUGCAAUCGUUCUAUGUGCCGUGUGUGGAAUGAUCGGAGCGUAACAAAAAGUGCGAACGUGGAAGCGAAAAAGAGAGAGCGAGCGAGCGAGCGAAAGACAUAGAAUAAUUACACGCGCAACGAUAUCCAUACGGAAGAUACGGUUCGAUUACAUUGAUGCUUUAAUCGUGUUGCGUUAGUAGUCGUUAGCCGAAGGCAAAGCCAUACACGUUACCAUGCGCUGCUCGCAGCACCGGAUCAGCCGAUAACGCAUACCGACAGAUGUACGCACAACUCUGCACACCUGUGCGGUUGCUUAAUUUUUUUUUGUUAGUUUGUGUAUGCUUGAAUACCACAUUGUUCCUUGUGCGCACGGUGAAGGAUCAGUGUCAGUUCGGUUCGCGUCGGUGAAGCUUCUAGACGGAAGCGUACUUUAAGUAAGCGCGAUUUUUAUUACGGCGUCAGUUUUGAAAUGAUUCUUAUUGUUUCGGUGCGUGUGCGUGUUUAAUCACUUCUUAACCUUUUGAACAGCAUCUGUGAAACUUUAUCAAACGUAAAGAAGGUGGUUUUGUGUUUCUUUUAAAGGCAGUUUAAUCAAACAAAAAGCCGUAAGCCAUUACACAGAUGAAAGGGCUAAGGCUAGUGAUGGCAGUGUACACCGUAACCCCUCCCCCUUUUCUAAAACCUCUCCUUCUCACUCUCUCCUUUUAAUUGCUGUCACUUAGUAACACACACGUGGUUUACAAAACAAAGCAAAACAAAACUGGAAUUAUAAUUUUUGUUUUUUUCAUAUUUUAUAUUCAAGCUGGUCACAUAAUAAGGAAGAGCAGUAUUACAAGUGACAAAAAAAAAGAUAAAAGAAAAAAGACAUUUAUUUAUUAGCAAAAUGACAUGCAGGGCAAGUGUUGUCGGUGUGUGUGUGCGCACUUAAAUGGCACUAAUAUUUUAAGUGGUUUUAUUUAAAGUCUGAUUUGUUACGAAUUGUGUGGCUUUCUUAUUGCACGCUUCAUCAUAUUUCAAAGUAUGAAGAACGGAAACUGAAACACUAGUACAGAGUAGUAUAAACGUGAAAUUGUGAAAGUGAAACGUAAAGUGCGGGUGUUUUUAGCAAUGAAAUAAGAGAUAUAAAACUGAGAUUGAAUAAGCGUAAAAAAUGAAAAAAAUGCACAUACACUCAGUACGACAUUCGAUACGGUAUAUAUAUACAAACACACAAGUAUGAAUUGUCACAUAUGUGAAAUGGUUAAAAUCAAAUAUGGCGAACCGCGUCGCGUAACACACAGACUAAAGGGGCCGAAGGAAGGGCCUGGCGGUAGUAUUAUAUACACACAACAGCAAAAAGGAAAAACAAACACACGGGAGAAAAUCACAAACAUGAUAAUAAACAUGCAAAUUGCUUGUUGCAAAAGCUAUGGAUAAUAA
Anopheles funestus (African malaria mosquito) is the source of this 8876-nucleotide messenger RNA. It is a transcript of the gene Hecw, whose product is annotated as E3 ubiquitin-protein ligase HECW2. Gene Ontology annotation, biological process: regulation of dendrite morphogenesis. The record is from RefSeq and is a predicted model, not a curated record. The transcript has 8 exons. NCBI's taxonomy places the organism in Eukaryota, Metazoa, Arthropoda, Insecta, Diptera, Culicidae. The coding region runs from base 1468 to 5307 and encodes 1279 amino acids. Gene Ontology annotation, molecular function: protein binding; ubiquitin-protein transferase activity.